CGUCGAUUCUGAAGUGAGUUUCCUCUCGACGCGGGUGGAAAAAGUUUCUGUUAUCGUCCCAGUUCAGCGCAAUAUCUUUUCUAUCAACAGUUGGAAGGAAGAAGGUGUUUGGCGACGGUUUCGUGAUGUUAUAUAUUAUAUUGCAGUUUUGAAUCUCCUCAAUGUGAUCUCCCAAUAAGAAAGCUACGCCAUUCACUGAUAUCUUGAUUCUUCUUUCCUUCUGAGAUUUAAAUAGAUCUGUGAAAAGAUAGCGAAAAGAAAAUUUUCAUGCAGAUGAUGCGACAAGAAAACUGAAGCUAGAUUCCAUUAAAAAGAAAAAGGCACAUAAUUAAAUCUUCAAGAACGUGAUCCUGAAUAUUUCUUUAUAUCAUGGAAUAACCAAGAAGACUUUUAUAGACAUACGGAAUUGCAUAUUGGAGUUUUCUAUCAUAUUUAAAUUAUUAUUUUUGAAUCUGUCUGCGAUUAUUUUUGUCAUAGAUUUUUCGUUUGUUUUAAAAUUUUAAAGCUUCGAGAUAUGAAAUAAGAAAGAACAUUGUGACAAAAGUUUGAAAAGUGAGAAAUAUUUGAAGAAUUUGUGAUAUAAUUGAUUGCAAGAAAAUUUCGUUUCUGGAGAAGGAUAAUAAUAUUUUUCAAAGCAUUAAAUAAGAAAGGAAACAAACUAUCAUCUUUUUCGAUGCAUGAUCUCAAUAGAAUGAACAUUUAUAGAAAGUUUCUAAAAAGAAAUUCUAAUAAACAGAUUAAGAAUGAAAAUCAUCAAAUUUACGAAUAAAUAAAAGAGAACAGGUACUGCCACUAAAAAUACAUAACUCUUAUUUUGGGUUUGAAAACUGAUGUAUCAUUUAGAACAUUCAUUAAAUAUGACAUUAACGUGAAUAUGUACCAACAGUUAAGAUACAGUUCAUAAAUUGACUUUUUUUCUCUACCUCUGCUUAUUUAAUUCUUGAUCAUGAUCAUGCUUCUUAAUAUCUAAUAGAACGAUCUGCUCACUCUAUUUUACUUCAAAACUUCAGAUAAAAAGAAACAUUUUCUAUGCAAGUUAUUAGUUUUACAAAAAUCUCAUAACUGUUUUUCCUUGUGAUAGAAAGGGGUGACAAAUCAUUGGUUAAAACAAUUUCUGAAACUGUUAUGUAUUGUUUUUAUUGAUCACAGUGUUAGAAUGCCCAUUUUUGUUAAAACAACAAUCUUACUAGCUUAAGGCAUUAAAAAGAGAUCUGGAAACAAAUGUGUUCUUUUAAUUUUUUUCUCUUACGGAAACUUAUAUUGAUGAUUCGUUUAUUUAUGGCUGGGAAUGUUGAUUCAUAGGCAUUAUUGAUUUACAAUAAGAAUUCAUUUAAUACUGAUGUUUUUUUAAAUUUUUUUAUAUAUGACGCAUGUCAAGUACUUUCAAACAAAUAAAAAAAAUGAUGGAUACAUUUAAUCAAAUGUAAUCAUUUCCUAGCUAUAGAUGCAGAAACUAUCUUGACUGAAAACAAAACACGAAUAAACUGGAAAUCUCAAUAUUUUUUUCCGUGUUCACUGACAUAAGAACAUGUUCCCUUAAAUUCUAGCAAAAAGAUAAAUACUUUGUGCAAUUAUUUGGAUUGCUAUUUAGUGUAAUAUGCAUGAUUAUAUUGUAAAAUCACUUGAUAUAUACAUAAUUGUGAAAUUUCGUAUUUAAGAAAGAUUGCAUCUUUGCAUAUUCGUAUCAUCAAACUACAAAAUGGAUGUCUCACAAACUGACCUGCCUGUAUUGUACGAAACUCGUUGGGAAAACUGGACCUAUAACUCUUCAAACACUUCAAAAUCUGAUUGCACCAACGAAUAUUGCGUUUCAGACGAGGACUAUAUUGCAAUGAUCGAAGAUUAUAUUUUCCCAUCUACUUACGAGUGGGUAUUGAUCACUUUGCACCUGACUGUAUUCAUUGUUGGAUUGGUGGGAAAUGCUCUUGUUUGUGUGUCUGUGUACAGAAAUCACAGCAUGCGGACAGUUACCAAUUACUUCAUUGUGAAUCUUGCUGUCGCUGAUUUUUUGGUCAUCCUCAUCUGCUUGCCACCGACCGUGCUGUGGGAUGUCACCAAGACGUGGUUCUUCGGCAGCAUCACGUGCAAGCUGGUCCUCUAUCUGCAGAAUGUUUCCGUUGGUGUUUCUGUCUUGACCCUCACCUUUAUUUCGGUGGAUCGUUGGUACGCCAUCUGCCAUCCCCUCAGUUUUAAAAGCACAGCCUCUCGAGCCAAAACCUCAAUUCUGCUCAUUUGGCUCAUCUCUGGUUUCAUCGGCCUCCCGGAGGCCAUCGUUUUGGACACUAUGAGGACCCUGCCAGUGGACACCACCUACCUCACUGAUUGCACUCACACCUGGAGUGAGACAAGCACCAGGGUAUACCAGCUGUUUCUCAUCCUGAUAUUGUACGUGGCACCAUUCACCCUCAUGGCUUUCACCUACUAUCAGAUUACUCGAGUUUUGUGGAACAAGAAUAUACCUGGAGCAUCAGAGACAAAUCAUCAUUUGUCUAGAAAAUGCGGCAACAAAAUUCCCGGACGUGCUGGUGCUGUCAGAACUACUUCAACAAAUUGCGAGGGACAAAUAAGAUCUCGCCGUAAGGCCUCCAAAAUGCUCAUGGCUGUAGUUGUUAUGUUCAGCCUUUGUUAUCUCCCUGUGCAUUUAAUCAACGUCUUAAGGUACACAGUAGGAUUGCCGCAAACUCCAGCAACAACUGUUGCGUCUCUCAUUUCUCACUGGUUGUGCUAUGCUAACAGUGCUGUCAACCCCGUCAUUUACAACAUCAUGAAUGGAAAGUUUCGAAAGGAGUUCAAGAAUACUUUCACGUGUCAGUGCAUCAAGAAGAACAGAAGACCGUGUAACGCAGGCACAUCUUAUCUCUGCAAAUUCACCAGCACCGUGUCCCACUGUGACAAAAGAAUGCACGAAUUAGCGAAUUUCUCUUAACCAAGAUUUAUGGAUGAGAGCUUAUGCAAA
Molecule: messenger RNA, 2956 nt
Organism: Argiope bruennichi
Lineage: Eukaryota; Metazoa; Arthropoda; Arachnida; Araneae; Araneidae
Product: orexin receptor type 2-like
Exons: 8
Coding region: 1700-2926 (408 amino acids)
Biological process (GO): feeding behavior; G protein-coupled receptor signaling pathway
Cellular component (GO): membrane
Molecular function (GO): orexin receptor activity
Source: RefSeq, a predicted model, not a curated record